Molecule: messenger RNA, 1988 nt
Organism: Arabidopsis arenosa
Lineage: Eukaryota; Viridiplantae; Streptophyta; Magnoliopsida; Brassicales; Brassicaceae
Source: the annotation of a GenBank genome assembly
CAACAAUCAUUCUCUCUUCUCUUCUCUUCCUUUACUCAAAUUCCAAACCAUGGCUACAUGCAUCGACACAUGCCGAACCGGAACUACCCAAGACGAUGAUUCCCGGUUCUGUUGCAUCAAGAAUUUCUUCCGACCCGGUUUCUCUGUAAACCGGAAGAUCCACCACACCCAAAUCGAAGAAGACGAUGAUGUCUGGCUCAAGAUCCUUGAAGAAGCCAAAUCCGAUGUUGAACAAGAACCCAUUUUGUCAAACUACUACUACGCUUCGAUCACAUCUCAUCGAUCUUUAGACUGUGCUUUAGCUCACAUCCUCUCCGUAAAGCUCAGCAAUUCAAACCUCCCAAGCAACACACUCUUCGAAUUGUUCAUCAGCGUUUUAGAAGAAAGCCCUGAGAUUAUCGAGUCCACGAAGCAAGAUCUUAUAGCUGUUAAAGAAAGAGACCCAGCUUGUAUAAGCUACGUUCAUUGCUUAUUGGGUUUCAAAGGCUUCCUCGCUUGUCAAGCUCAUCGAAUAGCUCACAAUCUCUGGAAACAGAACAGAAAAAUCGUAGCUUUAUUGAUCCAAAACAGAGUAUCGGAAUCUUUCGCCGUCGAUAUUCAUCCCGGAGCGAAGAUCGGAAAAGGGAUUCUUUUAGAUCAUGCGACGGGGGUGGUGAUCGGAGAGACGGCGGUGGUUGGAGACAAUGUUUCGAUUCUACACGGCGUGACGUUGGGAGGAACAGGGAAACAGAGUGGUGAUCGGCAUCCGAAGAUAGGUGAUGGAGUGUUGAUUGGAGCUGGGACUUGUAUAUUGGGGAAUAUAACAAUUGGUGAGGGAGCUAAGAUUGGAUCAGGGUCGGUGGUGGUUAAGGAUGUACCGCCGCGUACGACGGCGGUUGGAAACCCGGCGAGAUUGAUUGGUGGGAAAGAGAAUCCGAGAAAACAUGAGAAGAUUCCUUGAGAAAGCAGAGUUGUAUUUGUUGAGACAAAUAUUGAUACUCGUCUGGGACUUCUCCUUGACAGUGAUGAUAGUGUAUCUGCUUUCAAAGAAAAAAUCUGCAAGGAACAUGAACAGUGUUUCCCAAGUGUUGGAAGCAUUACUGUCUCUGCUUUGAAGGUUAAAUAUGGUGGUCAAUUAUAUCACGUGGCUGAUUUAUUGAUUUUGAACAAUGUUUUCCAAAGCAUAAGUGACAACCACUCGUUUCUAUUUGUGGAUGUCUUGAGGGUUGAGGAGAAGGGUAUUAUGCUGACUGGAAAAGCUUCUUUUUCAAACCCUAAGCUACUUGAGAUAGAGACCAAUGAUAUGACGGUUAAGGAAGCUCCGGUAACCCAAGCUGGUGAUAAGAAAACUAGAAAGAGGAAACAUAAAACAUCAGAUAGCGCGCAUGCCAACAAUAGUGGUAAGAAACGCUCUCUUGGUGACCAGUCAAGUGGUAAAGGAGAGGUUCCAACUGGAACAAUAGGCAAAGACUUUAAUCAAUCUGCCGAUGUUGAGAACAAAGAUGGUGCUGAUGGAACUUGGGAAUCUGUACCAAACCAGAGAGGAGACAAGCCGGUGACCAAUAUCGUUGUAUUAAUGGCGCCUGCAGUUCCAAACAAGAAGGACAAUGGUGGAAAAGAUGCUGAUGAGGCUACUACAUCUGUGAAGGUUGCUAAGAAAGGAAGGGCAAAGAAAGACAAGCAGGAGAAUGUGGAAAAAGUUGUUUCUUCAAGUAAGAAGUCAAGGAAGAAACAGUCUUCGGAGGAGGAGGCUUAAGUAUUUGUCAUCUGAGAUAUAAAAAAUGCUCUGCUAUGAGCAUCAUUGUUCUCAUUUCUGUCUUUUUGUUUUCUACAUGCCACUGAACAUUGAUGCUUUUCCCAGUUUCAAGUAACUUAUUUCCGGUUUUUUAUUUAACUAUCAUGAGGUUGUUUUUGGUUUCAUUUAGGCUCUCAAUGCUUAGCAACAGUCUUCCGCUCACGGCGAGAAGUAGGAACUCGUAAGUUCUCCGGCAUAAAUUUCUAUGUCAAAC